Messenger RNA from Chiloscyllium plagiosum (whitespotted bambooshark), 4116 nucleotides. NCBI's taxonomy places the organism in Eukaryota, Metazoa, Chordata, Chondrichthyes, Orectolobiformes, Hemiscylliidae. The record is from RefSeq and is a predicted model, not a curated record.
CUUUUAGGUGUUUGAUUAUGACUUUGCAUUACAAGAUGACUUCAUGGGCUCAGCCUACCUGGAUCUGACUAACUUGGAAUUAAACAGGCCAAUUGACGUCAUUUUAAAUCUGAAGGACCCAAGCUGUCCUGUUCAAAUACUAGGGUACCUGUUGAUGACUGUUACAUUGGUUUACAGAGAAACUGAUCCAAGAGAGACUAAUAUGAUUUUGAGAAGGAAUUGGACACCAUCAUGCAAGGUACAGAACAUCCGUCUUCUGGAAGCACACAAAAGGGACGAGCUCUGGAGAGGGGUUGUCAGUGUCACUUUAGUUGAGGGCCGAGACUUAAAACCCAUGGAUCCAAAUGGGUUGAGUGAUCCAUAUGUAAAAUUCAAAAUGGGCUGUCAGAAGUACAAGAGUAAGGCUAUUUUAAAAACGCUGAAUCCCAAGUGGAGGGAGCAAUUUGACUUUCUUCUUGCUGAAGAAAAAGGUGGCAUCAUAGACAUCACUGUGUGGGACAAGGACUCUUUGAAAAAGGAUGACUUCAUUGGCAGGUGUCAAGUUGAUUUGGCAGGUCUAAGUAAGGAACAUACGCACAGACUAGAUUUGGCACUGUCAGGAGGAAAAGGCAGUUUAGUGCUUCUGGUCACUCUAACAGCGUCUGCUCCAGUCAGUAUCUCUGAUCUUUCUUUCACCACAUUGGACAAUGAAGAAGAACAUAACAAAAUAAUGGCAAAAUAUUCCUUGCUAAGAUCCUUCCAAAACCUGAGAGACAUAGGAUUCGUCCAGGUAAAGAUAAUCAAGGCAGAAGGGUUAAUGGUGGCUGAUGUCACAGGGAGCAGUGACCCAUUUUGUGUGAUUGAAUUGAACAACGACAGACUGCAGACACACACUGUCCAUAGAAGUCUCAACCCUGAAUGGAACAAAGUCUUCACUUUCAAUAUUAAGGAUAUUCAUUCAGUUCUGGAAGUGACAGUUUAUGAUGAGGACCGGGAUCGGAGUGCAGAUUUCCUGGGCAAAGUUGCCAUACCUUUGCUAAAUAUUCAAAAUGGUGAACAGAAAGCCUACGUCUUGAAAAACAAGAAUCUGACAGGGGCAACAAAGGGGGUCAUCUAUCUUGAAAUGGAUGUGAUUUUUAACGUUAUAAGAGCAAGCAUCAGAACAAUCACUCCCAAAGAAGAAAAAUACAUUGAAGAGGAACAGAAAAUCUCAAAAGAGCUACUCCAGAAAAACUACUACCGUGUGAGGCGCUGCAUCAUGGUACUGGUCAAUACUGGUCGUUACAUUAACAGCUGCUUUGAAUGGGAAUCACCACAGAGGAGUCUCACAGCUUUCCUGAUCUAUCUGGUUACAGUUUGGAAUUUUGAACUCUAUGUUAUCCCACUGCUGCUGUUCGUUUUGCUGAUCUACAACUACUGUUUAAUUAGAUCAGGAAAGGACAACAGAAUAAGCUCUAUGCAAGAGUUGGAGGAGAGCUUGAUAGCAUAUGAGGAGGAUGAAGAGGACAGAACUGACAAGCAGAUCAUAGAGAACUUGGAUGUACUUCAUAGCCAAGAAUUCUCACUCCUAACCAUUGAGAUUAGCUGUGGUGGCAUAGGAAAUUCGCCAACAAAAUGGAAACAUAUGACAAUAGAGGGUUGGCAAAAAUAUUUUCCACCUCUAUCAACACUGAAGAGAGUUCAAACUGCAAGAAUCAACAAAAGUUACAAGACAUCAUCCAUGAAGGAAAUCCUUGGAGUUAUCAAAUAUUUCAAUGGAGCAGUUUCCAGUUUCAGCAAGGAAAGUGAAAGGAAAGGUCUGAUGGAUAAAUUAUCAGCCAUCCAGGAAGUGGGUGUAGCUGUUCAGAAUGGUCUGGAUGAAGUUGCCAAUCUUUAUGAAAGAGUAAAGAAUACCUUCAACUGGACAGUUCCUUUCCUGAGUUGGUUGGCUGUUUUUGUCCUGUUUGCCGGCACCAUCAUCCUUUAUUUUAUUCCUCUAAGAUACAUUCUUCUUGUCUGGGGUAUCCAUAAAUUCACCAAGAAACUUCGUAACCCAUUUCUCAUUGAUAAUAAUGAACUGCUAGACUUCCUCUCCAGAGUACACUCAGAUGUGGAAGUGGUGCACUUCCAUGAAUUGAACCAAGAAUCUAGCCAGGGACUGAUGACUUUUAAGAAGAAAACCAACUCAGGAUAACCAAACCCCUCAACCAUUGGCUUUCUGAAGAUUAGGAAGGAUCAGUUGCCAGAUUACUAUUUCCUUUCUUCACUCAUUUAUCUUGAUUUUUACAAUGAACUGUAGCAUCUGUAAAUGUUGUACAGUAUUGAACUCUGUAUUUGAAAAUGCACAUACUGCUUAUUAUUGUAUAAAACACUUAUGUUAAAACUUUCAAAAUUAUGUUCUCAUGAUAUUAAAGCUUUGCAAAAUGUGCCUAAUGCCUGGAUCUUUAUAACUAGUAUAAAACCGAGAUGGUAAAUAUUUACAAACUGUCCAGUGGCAAUCAUCCAAUCAUUCAAAAGAUAUUACAGCAUUUUAUAUUUUGACUGUUUCUAAUGUAUGUUUUCUUGUAAACAAUCACUAGAGUCCAUAUUCUAAUGACAGACUCCUGCAAUAAAAUGAUGUAUUACUAUCAAUGUACAUAUUUUCUCCUUUACCUCUUUUCCCAACAAAAUAUAUUAGAAAUUAAUUGGCUAUUGCAAGACAUUUUUUUCUGACCAAUUCUCCAUGAACAUCCAUUCUUCUCACCUUUGAUUGCAUUGUGCCUUUUUUGUUAUUCUGUUAUAUUAAAAACACUAAAUAUGUGAAGGUUAUUGCAGAUACAAGGAAUGUUUUGGAUCUGGGAUUACCUGACAAAUCAAAUUCUUCUGAUCAGCCAUCACACAUAUUGGAAACUAUGGGAAUGUUCUGCCAAAAAAAUGUUUUCUUAAUUUUUGCUGCUCAUUAGGGUGCUGCAGAAGCAUAGGCAAUCCCAAAACCUCAUUUGUGAAUGUGCAAACUGCAUGCUUCCAAUGUCCUGAAAAGUGUUUGCCGAGUCUCAUUAUUACAUGGAAGUAAAAUAUUAUCUCAGUUGUCUUGAGAAAUUCUGAACUCUGAAUCAGUAGGUGGCACAGCUGUUGAGGUGGGUUAAUAGACCAAUAGUCAGGGCUAAACACUUACCCAGUUAGCUGUGCAGUAAUCCAAGUGGAUGACACAUUCAAUAAAAAAAGCCCCAACUAAAAGAAAGUUUACAGAAAAGAUGCAUUUCACACAAAUUACAUUACAGGUCAUUUUUCUUAAUAAUGUACUUAUGUACUAUUAAAUAGAGGAAAUAGUCCACAGGCAUGGAAUCUGCUUCGACUGUUACAAUACUUACUCUUUCCAUUGUCUCAACAAUUCCACUGGCUCUGGAUUGAUUCCUUGCCCAACAUAAGUUUUGGCAGAAUUAUAACUUCCUGCAGCUAAACAUUAGGAAAACCAAAAUCAUCUUUUUCAACUCCCCUGCUAAGUCCAUACCCUUGCUGUUGGCACCUCCUACCUGUGCCUUGGCUUGAAAUAGACUGUUUGCUAACCUCAACACAUUAUUCAAUCCUGAGCUGAGCUUCCAAAUCAUAUUCUCACAAAGAUCUUCAACUUCUACCUCUGUAAUAUUGCCUCCCUACCACUGCAAUGUUUGUGUGUACCUUUGUCAAUUCUAAACUUGCUGGAUUAUUCCUGGAAACCAUGCGGAUUUAAAUCCCAAACAGCCUCUGAUUUGAUGGCCAUUGGGAUUUCAGGGCCUUCAGGAUGAGGAUCCCACCUCCAAGAUUUGCCAGCUGGUCAAAUGUCUAGAAAUGCUUAAGACACAGCAGUGCUGUAGGUGUACACAGGUGCCACUGCUAGGACUGCAGCAGGGAUGAGGAGAAAUCAUUGAGGCCCCAGAACCUGGGUAAGUGGGAUGACCUCAUUGGGGCUGGCCCAACAGCCCCAGCGAUGGUGACCACUGUAGAGGGCAGUGGAGACAAUACCCACUGAGGCCAGCAAAACCUAUUUGCCCAAAUAGAAGCUGACUUCCCAGUCACGCCAAAGUUACCAGGAUUUAAAAGGUGGAUUACCAUAUUGCAUAGAUCCCUACCACUGAUACAAUGUCACCAGUGCUGGAAUGGAACCACUGAUUGGAAAGUCAAGCUUGACCUUCCACUCAC